AUGUCCUUAUCCGAGGCAGUUGGGCUUCUUCAACAGUCCCACGUCAGUAAUGCGCUAGACAACCCUACAAAGGCAAAGAAAGAAUGCCUUCAGGCCAUGAAAAUCUUAAACGGGCUUGCACAGGACCUGCAAAAUGUGGCCAUGAGUCGGGCUACUAUGAAGUAUUAUGACAUUUUGGCCACCAAAAAGCCAGAAACUACAGAGAAGAUGUUGUGGUUGAACUCCAAGAUCUACGACUUUCACUAUCCCGUUUUGGAAUUCUCGGAAUCGCUCGAUUCUGGUCACUUUCCGGUACCGUCAUUCACAGAAACCGAUCCAUCGAUUACCAUGAUUCCACCGUCAAUUGAGGCAAGAUUCGAGGCUGUAUCCAUCACCAACUGGUCACAAUCGAAAAGUGUAUCUGAUUUAUACCAGGAUGUGCUCACAAACUGCUCAUUUGUGUCGUCGUUGCUCUCGCUCGUCGAUCUAGGAUAUCCACUUCUUGAUUUGGUAUCACCAAAGGGUCCCAGCGAUCAAUAUCGGGUGCGUCUCCACUUCAACGGAACUCAGCGCUUGGUAACUGUCGACAACCAGCUUCCUUUCUUUACUGAUCGUCGAGAGAGGCAUUUGACAGUAUCGUCAUCAUCCGACACCUCACUCUUGUGGCCAGCAUUGAUCGAAAAGGCCCAUUUGAAGAUUAUGGGGAACGGCUACAGGUUUGAAGGUUCCAACAUGGCCAAUGACACCUACCUUUUGUCGGGAUACAUCCCGGAAAUCAUUAGUUUGCACAACAGUCUUCCAGCCAAUUUUGCUGAAUUAUGGAACCUCCGCAACCAGGGCCAGUUGACGUUGGGAAUAGGCACAGGCAAGCUCUCCAAGACUUUGUCAGCACAGUUAAAUUUGACGUCGAACCACGAUUACUCUAUUGAAGCGUACAAGGCAGGCUCCUUGGUGAUCAAGAACUCGUGGGUCGAAAAUCAAAACCUCGAAAAGAGGUUUAUCGAGGUUUCCGACUACAACCAUUUCAAGUACCUCUAUGUGAACUGGAAGCCUUCAGCAAAAUUUAAGUAUCUGGCCAAAAGGAUGAUGCUGUUCAGCCCAUCGAAAUUGCUUUAUGAACACACCCAGCCUGCAUUGAUCAACCCUACAGACAAGCCACAGAAAGUGUGGGCUCUCUUGGAGCGCAGCUUGCCCAACAAGCAUGAGGACCAGCUCAUCAUGGUUUCCAUAUACAAUUCCAACCGGGACAAAUUGUUCACUCCCACUCAGUACCGUUCAGUUCCUAACGACCAUGUGACCAACAACAGAAUCAAGUUGGAAACAUUUACCAUGGAGCCUCGACAGGCAUACACUAUGGUGGUAACGAGUAAUUAUCCGUGUUACUUUACCUUGACCCUAUACCACAAUAUAUCCCCCGAUUUCAACUGCAAAAUCGCCCGGUUUCCGUUCCUGGAUCAUCUUCUCAAAGUUGACGGUGAAUGGAAUACAAACAACAGCGGAGGAAACUGGUCAUUGUCCACAUUCAUGAAAAACCCACAGUUCAGCCUUGUAGUGAAACAAGACACCCACUUGCUUAUGGGACUAUUUGCAUCUAACGAUGCUCCAACACUCGUGGGGUUCCAUUUAUUCCACUCAGAGGACCACAAUUAUGACUAUCCAUUGCGGGACUUUGAUAAAACCAAACUAAUAUUCAGUGAGUCGUACACCCCAGGCUUCCAAACCCACAAGCUCCACUUGAAAAAAGGAUACUAUAAGUUGAUCUUGUCAACAUACGAAAGAGUAGUACACCAGAACUACCGUCUUGUCUUCAAUCCAGAGGCUGCAACUGCAAUCUCUGUAGAAAAGAUCCAUAAUACCUUGGGGUUAUUCUUGGAGAAGUCUUAUUUCGACUGGAACGGCUCGAAUCGCUACAAAAUGAAGUUUUCAACCCACGACUUCAAUGUUGCAGUGACGUUUCAAUUAAUGCACCUGAAUGGUCAUGGAGGAGAGGAGGUACUUUCCAGCUACCGACCAGGCGUUAGGGGGUCUGUUUUCAGUGCAGACGGCAGAGCCAUAAAAAUAAACCAGGAAUGGAACGAUUCUUUGCAUGGAGUUUUUGUGGAUGCAACCUUGGAUAUGCCAGGCAACUAUAUUCUAUUGGUCGAGAGACUUGAACUGGGUGCAGGCAGAUGUAAUGUGGAGGUGGGAAGCAGCAAGAAGUUGAUAAUAGAGAAGGACUAG
Messenger RNA from Suhomyces tanzawaensis NRRL Y-17324, 2199 nucleotides. It is a transcript of the gene RIM13, whose product is annotated as Rim13p. Gene Ontology annotation, molecular function: calcium-dependent cysteine-type endopeptidase activity. The transcript has a single exon. Lineage: Eukaryota; Fungi; Ascomycota; Pichiomycetes; Serinales; Debaryomycetaceae. The record is from RefSeq and is a predicted model, not a curated record. Bases 1 to 2199 code for a protein of 732 amino acids. Gene Ontology annotation, biological process: proteolysis.